AGGCAGCACUCGUAGCAGGACUAAAGUAAGCUUUAAGAACUUGUGGACUGUCACGUCACCCACAACUCGAUGCUAGCUAGACAUCGUCUCGUCAAGUUCUACAUAAGACCACAUUUUCUCCGGGUCUCGCUCUGAUCCUCAUCCCUUGAAUACGUACGUAUUCAAGGGUUUUCGACCAGUAAAUUUCCAGAUCGCAAGCUCUGAAGAUCACCGUCAGGGAAGAGAAAAAUAGCAACAACCAUCACACCAAACCGAACGCGUGCAGCAAAGAGGAAGGCACCGCGAAGCUCACAAAGCAGUAAAUAGUGCACGAGCAGCAGCAGCAGCAGCAGGGCAUCACCACCUUUGGUAUGGCCUUCAGUGUACGCCGUAUGCACGCCCUCCCUCCUUCCGUCCACUUCCUAGUUGAAAAGUGUUCGUGCCUCGUCAGUUCAUUUUCCCGGUCCAUUCGUUCGUGACCUUGCAGACGAUCUGCACCUCGCGGCUCCAUAAGGAAUUGCCUCCCUUCCCGAGACAGAGCGAGAUUUGUUAGGAGGUCCGUGGACAUGUGGCAAGUGGUCGGACGGAUCAUUACAGGGUCAGAGUGAGGGUUACGGCCCGUGAGAGAGCGAGCGCGUGCGUGGUCGAUGGAAGACCGUCAGGAAUCAAUCAGGCGCCACGAAGAUCCUAAAAGGGAAUGAUACCGUAGCAGAGUGCUUAUUUAGUCCCCGGCACAAAGGGAUUAUGGUCGAGUAGUUGGACUUCGCCAUCCCCUGAAAAGCUCGGAAGAAGCAGAGGAGCCGUGCGGCAGAAUUAGUGACAGACGGAGGGAGGGAGGGAGGGAGGGAGACAUGGGGAGUCUGGGAUUGAGGGAGCUGGGAGCAACAGGGCUCAAGGUGAGCUGCCUGGGAUUCGGAGCAUCGCCUCUGGGCAAUGUGUUCGGCAAUAAAGUCACGGAGGCAGACGCCAUCGCGAGUGUGAACGAAGCCGUGCGCUUGGGUAUCAACUUUUUCGAUUGCUCACCGUACUAUGGCGACACCCUCGCCGAGACGAUGCUGGGCAAGUGCUUGAAAGCUCUGCCUGUUCCCCGAGAGCAGUACGUGCUGUCCACCAAGGUUGGACGUUAUGGAGCUGGAUUUGACUUCUCGGCCGAUCGUGUGACGGCCAGCGUCGACGAGAGCAUGAAGCGGUUGAAUGUCGACUACAUCGACAUCAUCCAGUGCCACGAUAUCGAGUUUGCGUCUCUGGACCAAAUCAUUGCGGAAACCAUCCCUGCCCUCCAGAAACUGAAGGAGGCCGGAAAAGUGAGAUUCAUCGGCAUCACAGGUCUUCCACUGAAAAUUUACCAAUAUGUUUUGGAUCGAGUGCCUCCGGGGACUGUGGAUGUGAUACUGUCCUACUGUCAUUACGGGCUGAAUGACAACUCGCUGCUGAAUUCUCUGCCUUAUUUGAAGAGCAAAGGUGUGGGUGUCAUCAGUGCCUCGCCACUGUCGAUGGGUUUGCUUACACCACAAGGUCCUCCUGAAUGGCAUCCAGCUCCCCAAGAGCUCAAGGACGCAUGCGCAGCUGCAGCUGCACACUGUCAAAGUAAAGGGAAAGAUAUAACGAAGCUGGCUCUGCAGUAUUCACUGAGCAACCCUGACAUUGCUACGGUUCUCGUAGGCAUGUGUUCUGUCGAACAGGUCCGGAGCAAUGUGCAAGCAGCCCUGGAAGUUAGCAAUGGUCUGGACUCCGAGCUCCUAGACGAGGUAGAGAGUAUUCUGCAGCCCGUGAAGAACAUAUCUUGGCCCAUGGGAAGAGAUGAGAACAACUGAGUCAUAGAACCCUUGAAGGAAGACAGCAGCUUUCACGUGUUGACAACAAAGGAGCUAUAUCUUCGACAGGACUUUUAGCUGCAGGCCAGCGAGGAUCGUCCUUCAUGAGGCAGGGUAUGUAAGGAAGGCUGUACAGGAGUACAAAACAAGUGUUUUGGGGCCAUGCCCUAGCGAUGGCUACACUCAGAGCUGGGCAAUCUCGAGAUGUCCGAGAAUUGUGCAACCCAUAAAAUUUACGCCCAUUUUAAAAUCAAAACUGUGCAAUGCAACACGCAGUUUGGCCGAUUCUGCAAAGAUGACAAUUAUAUCGAGUGUAAAUUAACUGCAGUCGGUAUAGUCAGGAACGAGUAUCGCUGCUCAUUCUCUUUGAAGCUGCUAAGGCCUCGUGUAACGUGAACGAGAGAAGUGUGUCAGCUGACUACCUUGUCGUUGAUAUAUCAGCUCGUAACAUGGACAAAAAUCAGAGUCUUGCAGAAUUCUUUGUACUGUAUCCACGAUCGAGAAUUGUCACAACAAGCUUCACUGAAAUUUACCUCC
Molecule: messenger RNA, 2330 nt
Organism: Marchantia polymorpha subsp. ruderalis
Lineage: Eukaryota; Viridiplantae; Streptophyta; Marchantiopsida; Marchantiales; Marchantiaceae
Source: the annotation of a GenBank genome assembly